This is a messenger RNA of Effrenium voratum, 2072 nucleotides long. NCBI's taxonomy places the organism in Eukaryota, Dinophyceae, Suessiales, Symbiodiniaceae. The record is from the annotation of a GenBank genome assembly.
CAAAAAACUCCCCGGGGCCCGGCUCUCCUGGCCCAGCUCUCGUUUGGUUGGGUUGAGCCAUGAGCGCGAGCUCGCCGAGCUACAGCAUGGGGGUACCCAGCUCGCCCACCUCACCGCUGGUGCAGAACCCGGGCCUUGCGGACGAGCUACGCCCAUGGCUGGCUUUGUUGGGCCUGGAAGACCGAUUGCGGGAGGUGACGAUUUGGUGCCACGAGCAGGGCGCCGCCUGGCUGGAGGAGCUGGUGCUGGAGGCGGAGGCGCUGGCGGAGUACUUGGAGCUUUCGGAGCUGCAGGCGGAGAAUUUGCGGAGCCGCGGCCAGGCCGCCAUGUGCGCGGUGAAGAUGUCGCGCGGAACUUCGUGCACCGUGCCAACUGAGCCUGCGAUGGAAGGCAUUGACUCGCUGGUUUCCCUGCGCACUAUGUCGACGGGAGGCGCCAAAGGUGCGCUCGAGCCCAAGACGACCUGUGAGCCGGAUGCGGCCAUCAGCAAGCGGUCCAUCACCAGCAUUUGCCCAGCUCUCACCAUCGAGGCCGCGUGCAAUUUCGACCUCGGCCGCAGCCAGACAGCCUUCCCGCAUUGCCAGAAGGAUCAGCUCUUUGGAGAUGGCAUUGCCCGAACGGCCACGGUCCAGGUGGAAGGUAUGUUGUGCGGCGUCUUCUCCAACUUGCAGGUCAAGGACAGCGCCCUUUUCGUCCGAGAAGUUCAGCGCAAAGAUGCGCAUACUUCGAAUGCGAAGGCUACGGAAGAGGAGGAGAAGAACGACCCAGGCACGCAAACGUGGCCGCAGGGGAGCCCGAAGCGACUGUUUCACACCGACACGCUUGGCAACGUCAAUGGCUUUAGCAAGCGCGACAAGCUGGUGGAAGAGAUCCUGGAGGGUGGCGUGCACACAUCGCCCUUGGACCAUGGGCAGACCGGCACGGUCUAUGCUCUGGAGGCGGGGGAUCACAAAAUCGCCAUCUUCAAGCCUGUAGAUGGGGAAAAGUUCGAACGCAGGAGCUUGGACAAGGGCAAAGGUGUGGUCCGAGAAGAGUCAGUGUACCUCGUCGACCGCCUUUGCGGCUCGCAGGCAGGAGUACCUGUCUCUUCAAGGGCCAAAAUCGAGGUGGAUGGCCAUACCCUGGAAGGCUCUGUCCAAGCCUUCAUGAUGGACGUGCAGGGCUUCAUAGAGGACUACGCCAUGCCCAGGGACUUGGACAGGGCCAAGGAGUUUGUGCAGCAGGAAGAUGCGGAGUCGCUGGCGCUGCUGGAUAUGCGGGUCUUCAACAUGGACAGACACCCUGGCAACCUGCUGCUGCUGAAGGAGGAGAAGCCGCACGUACUGGGGCCAAUCGAUCACGGCUGCUGCUUACCGCCUUGGUGGUGCUUGAGCGAGGCCAUUUUUGAGGCUUGGAUCUCUUGGCCGCAGCUGAAGGCUGCCCCCUCCGCCUUCGCAAAGACGCUGGCGCUCACCUCCAUGGAGAAAUUGCCGCAGACUUGCCAAAUGGUCGAGGAUGCUGGGCUGGAAGCCAGCGCAGUGGUGACCCUGAGGAUGUGCACCAUCUUGGUGUACAUCGGUGUGGCCGAGUUGGGCUGCAGCAUUGCCAAGGUGGCAAACUUGAUGAUGAGGGACGAGGACAAGGAGCCGCAGGAGCUGUCCUGGCUGGAGGAGCGGGUGCUUCCCGCGGCCAACGCCUGCGGCGUCGUGUGUAAACUGCAGGAAGCUGCGGGCAACCCAGAGCUUCGCGUGGAGGAUGCUUCCACGCUGGAGGUGGAGCGAUUCUUGGAGACCCUGGAGUCAGUGUUUCGCAAGGAUUUGCCGCUCUUCGUCUGAGCUCGCCCAUGGUCUGACCCAGAGUUGCGAAACGUCCCACACCACUUGCGUCUUUCAAGAGAUUGCCCUUGCCACACUCGAUAUCGGAGAGCUCGUGGGUUUCUCUUGCAAGCCCCUUUGAAAGAGGGGGCUGACAUGAUCGGACUCAUUGACCCUAUGCAGAAGCACUGCAAGCCCAACUGUGCUGUAUGUUGGCCUUGCUUGGCCCUUACUGUGGACGAAAUCCAUUUCGCACCACCUAAGAAACCCUGAUUCGCC